Messenger RNA from Exaiptasia diaphana, 1936 nucleotides. RefSeq lists its product as uncharacterized. NCBI's taxonomy places the organism in Eukaryota, Metazoa, Cnidaria, Anthozoa, Actiniaria, Aiptasiidae. The transcript is spliced from 5 exons. The record is from RefSeq and is a predicted model, not a curated record. Bases 163 to 1266 code for a protein of 367 amino acids.
AAGCAUACUCAACUGCGUCAGCCAAUCAUGACCAUCAAAACAUGURAAAAGUAAACAGAGCCAAAUUCAAAUGCUCGUGCUCCACGAGGUUCGAUCUCUUUUGCAUCGCCUCACAUUGCUAGAAACACUUCGUUCGAAACACUUCAUUUUAUUUUAUAAAASAUGGCUCSUGGGCUUACAAAAGGUCAAAGGAAGCAAAAGGAGACGAUGCAGAGUGCUGUAUGUCGACAGAUUAUCCCUGAACCUGUAUUGGUUGGUCAGCAAGCGAGUAAUACUUCAUCUACAACUCCGCGAAGUGAUUCUACACCGCGUCCAAACACUUCAACUCCGCGUCCUUUUACUUCGACUCCACUUCAUAGUACUUCUAGUAGUCCACAGGAAAGUACUCUCGGAGAKUCUCCAACCAUACAAUUGCCAGAAACAUCGAUYGACCAGGAAACACCUAUCGCGCAGGAAACACCGCCUAGUUAUGUGGAGUUCAUGGAGGAACAGAGAUCGAUAAACCAGCGAUUUGUGACGAUGCUAGAGACGCUACAGUMGACUCUGCAGUCCAGUACGCCAGCUAGUCAAAAGAGGACCCGUUUACCAUUAAAACUGACGGAAGCUGUCAGAGGUGCCUACAAGUSCUUUGAGGAGGCAGCAGCAAAUGAGGAAGAGGGUGUGAACCUUUGGGAUUUCACUAAGAGCUUUUCAUCUCAAGAAAAUGGACAAGUCAAUCAUGACAUUCUAAGAAAUGUUCAAAGCACAGAAAAGCAGUAUUCAACUGCAGCUAUAAGAGCAUCAAUAAGAAUCUAUUUCAAAUCAAGGAAAAGAAAGUAUGUGACACAACAAAAGAACAAAACAAAAGAAUAUUUAAAGUCAUCAAGAGCUAGGAGUASAAUGAAUACUAAACGAUUACAACGUAAGAGAGUUCUCAUGGAUUCAACAUCCUUUACUGAAUCUGAGAAAGAAAGAUUGCUGYCAAUUUUGAAAAAUGAGUUUAUGUCAUCUGAUGAGUCUAUGUCAGAAGAAUCAGAUGACAAUGACAGCAUUGCAUCUGGUUCAGAUGAUGAGCACAUUGCACCGAAGAAAAAAGUCCUGAUUGUGAAGAGAUUGACUUGGAGGAGCCGGGAACUAAAUUCAGCACUAGAGAAAAUGGAUAGAAGAGUAUCCAGAAGGAGGACAACAAAGGGGAACUCAAUGGUUAUGAAGAGAAGGAAAGGUGCUCCAUCAUUACGAAGAGCACCUGAAGAUGCUCCAGGUUGGGCUUUGAACAAURACAAUUAAUUAUUGAUUGCUGUAAUUAGUUUAAUAGAAGAGUGUAUUUAAUACGCAUCAAUGAAUACAAACAUCCCUGCAGAUAAGCUCAUUUGGACCACUGCUACUGCACAUCCAUUGAGCUUGUAUAUAGUCUUUGAUAUACUUGUUUUUGGACCAGUGAUAUUAAGCUGAAACUGGUGUGAGUCAGGACAGUAUCAAUAACCCAAAUGAAUAGUGAAAAGUAUGGCCCAGAGAAAACAACAGGGAACCACCUUAAUCAAACUGAUACUAAUGUCUCAUUGCAAUGAUGUAAUAAAUGCACUCUACUUGAAUAUUUUUAUUUUAUGUAAAUAGCUUGAACUUAGGUACUCAAAUUCUGACAUUUUAAUAUAUAAUAAUAUAUCAAAAGUUGCUGUUAUUUGAAAGCACUAUGGUCUUGUGCUGUGAUUUUAUAAUUAACUUGUUUAAUGAAAAACUGAAUUAUAUGUGUAGAGAUUGCAAUUAUUUAUUUGUACCAAUAUCACUGGGGGCUGUGCUCACUUUUGAAAUGAUUACCUUAGUAUCUACAAGAUAAUUAYAAUGUUUCAAAUUUUGCCAAAAAUUAUUAUUCAUUUUUUAAAUAGUUUGAUAAAAUGUAAAUAGAGAUUUAGUAUUUUUAUAAUAUAUCUCAGCGAUGACUUUUUUAAAGAUGCAAAUA